AUAUAUUUAUAUCUUCAUGCCCGGCCUUGCCAACACAGACAUUUAUUGAAUAAAUUUUUAUUUCUGUAUGUAAAAAUUUGUUAAAGCUAGGUAUUGAUUUAUCAUGUUUGAAUCCUUUAUGAGAUCUUGAAUCCAUUAUUUCUUCUAUUUUACUGAUAGCAAUUUAUUGAUUGCAUUUAUUUUUUCAAUUUCUUUUAGCCCUGUUGCCAAAGCAAGAAGAAUCACUUCAAAAAUGAAAGCAGAAUGGAUCAAAGAAUUAAAGGAAUGUGGCCAUUUGAGAUGUCCAAUGAUAGGCUGCUUCCAGUCUUAUGUAUCUGUAAAUAGUUUUGAAGCUCAUUACAAGUGGUGCACUGGAAAUGAUGAUUUAAAGCCAUGUCCAUAUUGCAAGUCUCUUAUAUUUGCAUCUUUCAGUGCUUCAUUGCAUCACAUGAACAUCAAACAUCCAGAAAAAGUUGAAGAAUAUCAAGCCAAUGUCCCUAAUGUUGAGGUGAUUUUUCUUCAAGAAUCAGUUGAUCAUGAGGCAAAAUUAAACAAAACUCAUAAUGAAGGAAAUAGUAUCUAUACCCCAAAUAACCCUUUUUCCAAGAAAGCAUCAUCAAAUCUUGACAGAAAUUUGCUUAAUAAAACUGAAGUUUCAAACUUAAAAGAGUUUGAAGAAUGUAUUAACUUGGAUAACAUUUCUAGUUUCAAAUGUGACACUGAAGCUGCUGAAACUGAACAAAAGUUUAAGAAUGCUACCAAUGUUAAAAUAUUUGAGUCAAAGAAAAACAAAUAUAUCAAGAAAAAGUACAAAACGAAAGGCAUUUUGUUCUCUGAACGGCAUAAAAGGUUUAUUGAAACUUUAAAAUUAAAUCGAGAUUGUACAUCAGAAAGAAAAACAUAUACCCGACCUAUCUUAAAGUGCUCAGAAGACUCACCAGACAAAAUAAAUGUGCAAGAAGAACCAAUUAAAACCUCAAAUGAGACUCACAGAAGCGUACAAUCUAAGAGUUCAUCUUUACAAAUUAAAAAUUCUUUGGUUGCAAACAUCCUGUCCAUUGGAUUUCCUGACACAAUAAAUAAACUUGGGAAAUGUAUAGAUGGGAGUAUUAAAAAUAAUUCUGAUUCUGACAAGACUCAGGUAGACUACAAUUCAUGCCUAAAUGAUGAACAAUCAGUUAAUUUAAAAUCAUUUACGAAUAUGGGAUAUUGCGAGGGGAAUGAAACAAUGAGGGACUCUUCAUUGUUAACUUGCUCUGCUACUGAUUUGGAAGAAAGUAUUGUAAAUGAAGCAAAUAGACUUCCAAAUUUUGAUUGUUUAAAUGCAAGUAAAAAAAAUAACGAUGAGUUUUCUCAUAAGAAAAAAACUAACUUAAAAGUAUAUGCCAUGGAAAGAAAUAUAAAACAUCAAAAAAAAGCAUCCAAAAAGUCAACAAAGCAAAGCUUAGUGAAGCAGCAUCAACAACAUGAAGUUUCACAAACAGUUUUUCCUGACCAACUUUUAAUUAAACAUUCUCAUAAUGAUUCUACAAUUUGCAAUUCUAUUUCUAAAACAAGUGUUUAUAUCAACAAAAAUAGCUCAGAAAACUUAAAACGCAAAAAAAAGUCUUUGAGAGACUUUCGAUCUGAAUCUCGGGGACUUAUUACUUCAUAUCAAACCUGUGUGCAAAAGAGAAAACGGAAAAUACCUAAAAAGUUUCCAUUGUUAUCAAGUAUAGAUGAAAAAAAUGAUUCUGAAAAAGGAAGUUGUGAUCAUAAAAGACGCCUUAUCAGGCGAUUCAAAUGACCAUAUUCUAAGUUCUACAUUAAAUAUUCAUUUAACUUUACUCUGUAAUCAAUGUAAAUCAAGUAAAAAAGUUAUUGAAUCA
Messenger RNA from Parasteatoda tepidariorum (common house spider), 1847 nucleotides. RefSeq lists its product as uncharacterized. NCBI's taxonomy places the organism in Eukaryota, Metazoa, Arthropoda, Arachnida, Araneae, Theridiidae. The record is from RefSeq and is a predicted model, not a curated record.